Messenger RNA from Ilex paraguariensis (yerba mate), 1492 nucleotides. The record is from the annotation of a GenBank genome assembly. NCBI's taxonomy places the organism in Eukaryota, Viridiplantae, Streptophyta, Magnoliopsida, Aquifoliales, Aquifoliaceae.
CCCAAAAUGUGGCGUCGCAGUCAAGAUCUCCUACGCAGAGCCGUACCCAGACUCGCUGCACCCCCACUCUCUCUUUCUCCUCACACCCUUGAAUUGGCAAACCCUAGAUUCAUCAUCACAAAUUCAUCUUCAAGCCCGAGCUUAUCGAUAUGGAGGCGAAAGAAAGAGAUGGGCAAAGAAGGCUUAAUCGUAGCCAAGGAGCUGAAGAGACUGCAAUUGAACCCGGUCCGGUUCGACCGGUUCAUGAAGUCCCACGUCUCUCGUCUCCUCAAAUCCGACCUCGUUGCCGUCCUCGCUGAGUUUCAAAGGCAAGACCUCGUCUCUCUUUCCAUGAAGUUGUAUGAUGUGGUGCGUAAAGAAAUAUGGUAUCGGCCAGACAUGUUCUUUUAUAGGGAUAUGCUUAUGAUGCUUGCAAGGAACAAGAAGGUAGAUGAAACAAAGCAGGUAUGGGAAGAUCUGAAGAGAGAAGAAGUCCUUUUUGAUCAGCAUACCUUUGGUGAUAUUAUCAGGGCCUUCUUAGAUGGUGGACUGCCCUCAGAGGCAAUGGCCAUAUAUGAUGAAAUGAGGGGAUCUCCCGAACCCCCACUAUCUUUGCCUUAUCGGGUCAUAUUAAAAGGGCUCCUUCCCUAUCCAGAAUUGAGAGAGAAGGUAAAGGAUGACUUCUUGGAACUUUUCCCGGAUAUGAUUGUUUACGACCCACCUGAAGACCUCUUGGAAGAAGGGAACUGGAGAAGGGACAGUGAAGAUGAUUAGAGGAUGCUGCUGAUGCACUAUAAGAUUUGAUCUAUGAUCAACUCUUCUGGGGCCUGACUGGCAAGGUUGGGAAAGGACAGGGUAUCUACCAAGUUUGGGAAGAGGUACAAAAUUCCCAAUGGGAUGUCUGCCCCUUCUAAAUGCUGUGAUUUGUUGGAGAAUAUUCAAGUUUGGGAGCUCAAUCGACAAGAAAUGAGGUAUUGACAGAUUCCCCCCCUCCCACCAAAAAAAAAACUUUGGUCAGGCACAUGUUUUGCAGUUCAGGUACCUGAAGCCGUAUGUUGAGAGAAGUAAAUAAUAAAAUUUGUUUUUAAAUCGAUAGUAACUUGUGCACACUAUAAUUAGGGAAAGAUGUUGUUGACAUCCUUGUAUUUGUUGGUUAUGUGUCAUUUAUACACGCUGUUAGAACAUUAGUCGGAAGUUCUACAUUGUAUGCGCUAGUUUGUCCUUGAAAUUUAUAGGAGGGCGAAUGACAUUUUGUCCUUUAAAAGAUCCCAGCAUUUUUUAUUUACCCCUUACCCAAGUCAGUUUGAAGUGUCCCUUCGAUUUUUUCCCAUUUAAAUUUUGUUUAGGGCGAAUGGCAUUUGGUCCCUGUAAAGUUCCAAGAAGUCAUCUGUUAUAUUUGUGAUCUUAUAUCAUUUGCUAGAUGUCUUAUAGCUUGUUGCUUUUAUUCGCUGGUUGGAAAAGGACAUGAUGUCCUGGUAUUCCUAAUUAAUGUGCUACUUGUCCCCCAUUUCGG